Messenger RNA from Oncorhynchus masou masou (cherry salmon), 713 nucleotides. Its product is annotated as proton-coupled amino acid transporter 1-like. The record is from RefSeq and is a predicted model, not a curated record. Gene Ontology annotation, biological process: proline transmembrane transport; glycine transport; L-alanine transport. The annotation marks the transcript as partial. Gene Ontology annotation, molecular function: amino acid:proton symporter activity; glycine transmembrane transporter activity; L-proline transmembrane transporter activity. Lineage: Eukaryota; Metazoa; Chordata; Actinopteri; Salmoniformes; Salmonidae. The transcript is spliced from 4 exons.
GACGUGAGAGAAGGAUACCCUACUAUGUGUUCACUAUACUUUGGCAUUGUUCCUUCAGGUGGUGGAGGCUUCUAACGGGACAACCAUGAACUGCCACAGAAACCAGACGGCUGUGACCGUCCCCAGCUUUGACUCCCGUCUCUACAUGUUGUGUUUCCUGCCAGCCAUUAUACUCCUGGUGUUCACCCCAAACCUGAAGUAUCUGGCCCCACUCUCUCUGGCAGCCAACCUGGCCAUGUGUACUAGUCUGGUCCUCAUCUACUUCUUCUGCUUCACGAACAUCCCAAAUCAUAUCAACCUGCCCAAGGUGGGUCAUGCCAAAGACUACCCUCUCUUCUUUGGAACGGCCAUCUUUGCUUUCGAGGGGAUAGGAGUGGUCCUGCCCCUGGAGAACAAGAUGCAGAAGCCUCAGAGUUUCAAUAUGGUUCUAUGUCUGGGUAUGGGCAUCGUCACCUUCCUCUAUAUCAGCUUGGGGACCGUAGGGUACAUCACCUUUGGAGAGGCCAUAGGGGGAAGUGUCACCCUUAACUUACCCAACUGCUGGAUGUAUCAGGUUGUAAAGCUUCUCUACUGUUUCGGUAUCUACAUCACCUUUGCCCUUCAGUUCUACGUGCCAGCUGCGAUCCUGAUUCCUCCUGUGUUGUCCCGCUUCUCAGAGAGAUGGGAACUGACGGUUGAUCUCCUGAUCCGCACUGCGCUCGUAGUCUUCACCU